Molecule: messenger RNA, 2792 nt
Organism: Photinus pyralis (common eastern firefly)
Lineage: Eukaryota; Metazoa; Arthropoda; Insecta; Coleoptera; Lampyridae
Product: transmembrane GTPase Marf-like
Exons: 8
Coding region: 267-2561 (764 amino acids)
Biological process (GO): mitochondrial fusion; mitochondrion localization
Cellular component (GO): mitochondrial outer membrane
Molecular function (GO): GTP binding; GTPase activity
Source: RefSeq, a predicted model, not a curated record
UAACUAUCCGUUGCUAGGUCAUAUGAAACAUUUGUUUAGUAAUUUUCUAAAUAAGAAGAUCGAAUCAUACCCGAAUUUACAUAGGUUAUUGUAUUAUUUAUACUUCUAUUUAUUUUUGGAAUUAACUAUACGCAUUUGUACUGCAACCGUUGUUAACAAACUAAAGUGAGGUUAUUUUUGUCGAAGCAGGAUGCCACGGAACGAAAAGUUGCCACUUGCCCCCGCAUGCUAGUUGUACACUUGGCUAAUGUCAUAAGCACUCGAGCAUGGCUGCAUAUUUAAAUCGCACUGUCUCUAUGAUGGCCGGUGAUGGUCCCCAUAAUCGGGCACCAUUAUCGACGCUUAACGACCGAACAGUUCGAACCCCUUCGACUGACAAUUCUCCGUUGCAGAUCUUUGUGAAGGCUAAAAAGAAAAUAAACGACAUAUUUUUGGAAAUUGAAGAUUAUGUUAACGAUACCGUCAUUUAUAUGAAAAAAAUAGAGGAAGAUCAGCACAUAAUAGACAAAGAGCAAGUGAAACAAAUCGAUACAUUUAAAGCAAAAGUGCUGGGAAUAAAGGAUGUAUUGGCACGAGAUCACAUGAAAGUAGCAUUUUUCGGUCGAACUUCAAAUGGUAAAAGUUCAGUUAUUAAUGCAAUGUUAAGGGAUAAAAUUUUACCUAGCGGAAUUGGCCAUACAACAAAUUGUUUUUUACAAGUCGAGGGAUCUCCCACUGACGAACCGUACCUGGUGCUGGAGGGCUCUACUGAUCAUUGUGCAGUGGAAUCCGUCGGGCAACUGGCGCACGCCUUAUGCAAGGAAAAGUUGAACGAAUCUCAGUUGGUGAAAGUGUAUUGGCCACGAAACCGAUGUGUUCUUCUACGAGACGAUGUUGUGUUUGUCGAUUCGCCUGGUGUAGAUGUGUCUCCGAAUUUGGACGAGUGGAUUGAUAAACACUGUUUGGAUGCGGAUGUUUUUGUGUUGGUGGCUAAUGCCGAGUCAACACUGAUGGUUACGGAAAAAAAUUUCUUUCACAAAGUGUCCACUCGUCUCUCAAAACCAAACAUUUUCAUCUUAAAUAAUAGAUGGGACGCAUCUGCAAACGAGCCUGAAUUUUUAGACCAAGUACGGCGACAGCACCAGGAACGAGCGAUCGACUUCUUGGUUAAGGAACUGAAAGUUUGUACGGCGAAGGAGGCUGAAGAACGCAUCUUCUUCAUAUCCGCAAAGGAGGCUUUACUCGCGAGACUGUCCGAACGAGGUCACACUAGUCCCACUCCCUUGGCCGACGGUUUCCAAACGAGAUAUUUCGAAUUUCAAGAUUUCGAACGUAAAUUUGAGGAGUGCAUUUCGAAAUCGGCCGUAAAGACUAAAUUCGAACAGCACACUCAGCGCGGGCGAUUUAUUGCUACCGAGUUGAAGGAAUCGUUGGAUAAGAUUUACACAGAUGCUCAAAAGAUAAAAGAUGAAAAGAUAGAAAAACGAAAAGACCUUCACGAUAAAAUGAAUUACACCGAGCAACAGUUGAUGCUGAUAACUCACGAAAUGAAGCAAAAAAUUCAUCAUAUGGUAGAAGACGUAGAGCAGCGCGUUUCGAAGGCGCUGAACGAAGAGAUUCGCCGAUUAAGUAAUCUCGUUGACGAGUUUAAUUUACCUUUCCAUUCGGAGCCGUUAGUGUUAAACGUUUACAAAAAGGAACUACAUGCGCAUGUCGAAAAUGGCUUAGGAUCAAAUCUGAGAGCGCGAUUAUCGACGGCCUUAGCGUUAAAUAUGGAAACCAGUCAACAGGAAAUGACGGACCGCGUCGAAUCGCUAAUUCCGCCAUCGCAACGCGGCAUGACCGGCGUCAUAGCGCCGCGAAGGCAACCGUUUGAGAUUCUGUACAGAUUAAAUUGUGAUAACUUAUGCGCAGAUUUCCGCGAAGAUCUCGAAUUUAGAUUUUCGUGGGGAAUAACGGCGUUAAUACAGAGAUUCUCGCGGGGAAAUACCGCCCUUACAAUUAAAAACAAACGCGAAAGUCCCACUUCCUCGCUCAUCCCAAUGACACCGACCGAACCUUUGGACGGAAGGUUGCUGUUGGGUAGCGCGAGCACUGAGGAUUGGUCCAUCUUAACCAAAAUGGCCUUGGCGAGCGCAAGCUCGCAGGGUACAAUGGGCGGUCUGUUACUAGCUGGAGUUUUAUUAAAGACGGUGGGCUGGAGAAUUAUCAUAUUCACCGGUACUGUAUAUUCCUGUUUGUAUUUGUACGAACGGUUGACGUGGACAAAUAAGGCCAAGGAAAAAUCGUUCAAGAAGCAGUACGUCGCGCAUGCAACGCGAAAACUGCGAAUGAUAGUAGAUUUGACUUCGGCGAAUUGCAGCCACCAAGUACAGCAGGAGUUGAGCGGAAGCUUCGCGCGUCUGUGCCAUCUUGUCGAUGAGGCUACUAGUGAAAUGGACAAAGAACUUAAAGAGUUAGAAACCCAAGUGAACGGAUUAGAAAACGCCGCAGGCCGUGCGAAGGUAUUACGAAACAAAGCUAAUUACCUUUUACAUGAAUUGGAACUAUUUGAGGACGCUUAUCUGAAACUGCAACACUAGAGUUCUUAUCGGUUGUACUGUAGAAUUCCUUUCUAGUUUCUAGUAGACCGUUUUUAUGUAAUAUUUCCUAAGCGAAUGUUGUUGUUCUGAUUUAAUUUAAACACUUGUUAUUUGGCUCUAUUUUUAAUACUUACUGUAUAUCUUUACAUAUUGUUACACCCAGAAUGUUUAAACAAACAGUGCUAGUCAUUCUGUUAACUAAUAAUGGAUGUAAAUGAAGAGGUACUAAGA